AUGGCCAUCAACUACCUCAUUCUCCUUUCCAGACAGGGCAAGGUGCGCCUGGCGAAGUGGUUCACCACACUGUCUCCCAAGGAGAAGGCCAAGAUCGUCAAGGAUGUCUCACAGCUUGUCCUUGCCAGACGAACCCGAAUGUGCAACUUCCUCGAAUAUAAGGACACGAAAAUUGUCUACCGCCGAUAUGCGUCGCUGUUCUUCAUCGCCGGAUGCUCAUCGGAUGACAACGAGCUGAUCACCCUCGAGAUCAUCCAUCGCUAUGUCGAGCAGAUGGACAAAUACUACGGCAAUGUCUGUGAACUAGACAUCAUCUUCUCCUUCACCAAGGCGUAUUACAUCCUCGAUGAGAUACUCCUAGCUGGAGAGCUCCAAGAGAGCAGCAAGAAGAACGUCCUCCGAUGUAUAUCUCAACAGGACUCCCUGGAGGAUAUGGAGAUACGACUAUAUCAUUGCACAGUUGUUCUGGCUACGGCUAAUGUGGUCUCCGCCUAA
Messenger RNA from Phaeoacremonium minimum UCRPA7, 495 nucleotides. RefSeq names its product putative clathrin coat assembly protein ap19 protein. The transcript is spliced from 5 exons. Bases 1 to 495 code for a protein of 164 amino acids. NCBI's taxonomy places the organism in Eukaryota, Fungi, Ascomycota, Sordariomycetes, Togniniales, Togniniaceae. The record is from RefSeq and is a predicted model, not a curated record. Gene Ontology annotation, cellular component: AP-1 adaptor complex; intracellular membrane-bounded organelle. Gene Ontology annotation, biological process: protein transport; vesicle-mediated transport. Gene Ontology annotation, molecular function: clathrin-cargo adaptor activity.